This is a messenger RNA of Zootermopsis nevadensis, 2478 nucleotides long. RefSeq names its product UDP-galactose transporter senju (gene senju). Gene Ontology annotation, cellular component: Golgi membrane. NCBI's taxonomy places the organism in Eukaryota, Metazoa, Arthropoda, Insecta, Blattodea, Termopsidae. Gene Ontology annotation, biological process: pyrimidine nucleotide-sugar transmembrane transport. Gene Ontology annotation, molecular function: pyrimidine nucleotide-sugar transmembrane transporter activity. The record is from RefSeq and is a predicted model, not a curated record.
GCGUUCAAAGCGAUUGAAGUUUGCGAUGGAGGUUUACGUGUGAAUUCUGUGAAUAGUGUUGUGCCGAAGACUUGAGGUUUUAUAUUUGAAGUUUGUGUGAUUGCAUGAUUCUUAACAUGAAGAAUAAUUAUUACAUGAAUAUUCUGUACUACAGCGUCUUGUGGCUUCAGCAUGCUGUUAUAUGUUUAUGUUUAUCGCUGUAGAAGUUCACCGCAAAAUUGGGCGUUUUCAACAAUUAUUUUCUUUAGGAUCAUAUCGCGCAAAUAAAUUGUCAUUAAUAAUGUUUCAGAAUAUAAACUGGUCGGAAUUAUUUCCAACAAAGUUGAGUGCUAUUAUUUUUGUUUCAUACAUGGUUCUUUUCAUAAAUCAAGGUAUAUUUGUGACAGCAUCACAGAGUUCAAACAGUGCCUACAGUUACAACACAGUGAUUGUAGUUCUGUUAACAGAAGUUGUCAAGUUGCUUAUCUCUGUAGUUCUGUACUGUAAAGAUCAUUCUACAUCAUCUUUAAUUAAAGAGAUGCGUCUGAACGUUCGUAUUAUGGCGCUGUAUUUUGUUCCUGCUUUCCUGUACUGCUUAUACAAUAACUUGGCUUUUGUAAACUUGUCUGCGUUUGACCCCACAACCUACUACUUGCUUCUGCAGUUCAGAGUGGUGGUAACAGGUGUUGUGUUUCAGAUUAUUUUUAAGAAGAAACUGAGUUCCAAACAGUGGCUGUCAUUAAUUAUUCUAACAGCAGGAUGUAUGAUCAAACAGAUUGACUUCACAGACACAGACUCUGCCAAGAUUUCAGCCACAUUAGCAACUCCAGGGUCAGAAAAUGGCUUUCAUCUCAGCAUAAAUUUGGUGUUUAUAUUUAUACAGACGUUAUGUUCAUGCUUCGCUGGAGUGUAUAAUGAGUACCUAUUGAAAGGAGAUGGUGCAGGGGUUAAUAUGUAUGUCCAAAAUAUUUUCAUGUAUAUGGACUCAAUUUUAUGCAAUGCUGGAAUACUGUUUUGUCAAGGCAAUCUGAAAGAUGCUUAUACUCGAGACUCUCUAGCAUCUAUAUUCCAGUUCAAAGUUAUCAUCAUUAUGUUCAACAACGCUGCUAUUGGCAUCAUAACCAGCUUCUUCCUCAAGAACUUGAACUCCAUUUUGAAAACAUUUGCAAGUGCUCUUGAAUUAAUGUUCACUGCCCUCUUAUGUUGGGUUCUGUUUGGAAUUCCUAUUUAUAUUAACACAUUUUUAGCGAUUUCUAUCGUAUCAUAUGCUGUACUCUUAUAUUCUCAGAAUCCAGUGGUUAAUGAGGGUAAACAUAUCCCAGAAAUUGAAAAAUACGUAAGUGAAAAAGGGACAGAAGAAGUUUAAGUGUAGGGAGUUAUGUUUCUCUAUUCUGUCGCAGUGUCACAAAGCUGAACCUGGUGCAGAAGUGCCUCAAACAUUAGAGCCUAAUAUUGACUUGCAUUUAAGCCCUAGUAAAUUAUUUAUGACAGAAUUAUAUUGUGAAGUAUUAUAGUUAACUGAAAAUUAUUCUUGCAAGAAUAACCAUUUCAUUAUAUGUGAUUUGAGGUUAUCACAGUAGUGUUGAUGGUGGUCUUCUGGGUUGUGACACCAUGUAGACUUAUAGGUGGAUACCAACAUUUCAGAGAAACAUUUAUUUCCAUAUACAUGUGCACACAGUAUCACAACCCAGAGUACCACCAUUACAACCAUUUAAUUUUAUGUGCACAUCUUGCCUUAGACAUGUACACAGAAUGAGGGCUGUUGUAGGAUAGUCUCUUCCUUGUGUCUCCAUCUUCCUGUUUAUUGUCUCUUAUGUCUUACAGCAUUCCUUUACUACUCAUUGCUGACUUCACCUUCCAUCAUAUUCUUGGUCUUCCUUUGCUUAUUUCUCAUCCUCAUUGUCAGUGUUUCUGGAAUUCCAGUUCCUCCAUUGUCAUUUGAUAACCAUAUAUUUUAUAUUUCACAUAUACUUCUUCCAAACCUUGAAAGUCUAGAUUGCCUUAUAAGCAAUCAUUUCCAAUCCUGUCUCUCGGAGUUUUUCCUGCAUUGUUAAUUUAGAAUUUAAUUUUCAUGACCUGUGUUCUUAUUAAAUCUCCCUUUGUUCAUGUACCAUACCAUAAGUUGAAAUAAUAACUAAUAUACAACAUAACUUCUUCUGGUGACAGUUCCUGUCAUCUGCUUUGAGAUAAAGAAUUCCUAGUACUUCUUCCUAUCUUUACAUUCUUUACAACUUUCUUACUAAAGUUUCUUUGUCUCUCUGUUCUCUCAUGUAUUACUUCAUGUAACUAUUUCAUCUUGACUUCAAUCCAUUAAUUGCGUAACUGGUUGCUCAGCACAAAAUUAAAAAAUGGUGGAUAGGUUCCUUACCCAGACCUCAGUUUCACAUUUAACUCAUAAUUAAGCUGAAAAGCUGAAAUAUAGUUCAUUUUUAGUGAAUAAUAGUACAAAGCAAUGUAACUGUAAUGUCGGUAAUAAAACAGAGCAUUAGAACAAUCAAA